Solanum lycopersicum (tomato) is the source of this 522-nucleotide messenger RNA. It is a transcript of the gene sumo, whose product is annotated as SUMO protein. Gene Ontology annotation, molecular function: ubiquitin-like protein ligase binding; protein tag activity. Gene Ontology annotation, cellular component: nucleus. The record is from RefSeq and is marked validated. Gene Ontology annotation, biological process: protein sumoylation. NCBI's taxonomy places the organism in Eukaryota, Viridiplantae, Streptophyta, Magnoliopsida, Solanales, Solanaceae.
UCUCGGGCGGGAGAAGAAGAAGAAUUAGUAAAGUGUGAUCAUAAUGUCUGCUAGCGGCGGCACCGGAGAUGAAGAUAAGAAGCCUAAUGAUCAGAUGGUUCAUAUCAAUCUCAAGGUUAAGGGUCAGGAUGGGAAUGAAGUUUUUUUCAGGAUCAAACGUAGCACACAGAUGCGCAAGCUCAUGAAUGCUUAUUGUGACCGGCAGUCAGUGGACAUGAACUCAAUUGCAUUCUUAUUUGAUGGGCGCAGGCUUAGGGCAGAGCAAACUCCUGAUGAGCUGGAGAUGGAGGAGGGUGAUGAAAUCGAUGCAAUGCUACAUCAAACUGGAGGCAGUUGCUGCACUUGUUUCUCUAAUUUUUAACUUGGUUUAUGUUAGUAGAUUGUUUAGGGUAAUACUUUCAACUCCCUCAUCUGCUCUAAGAUGGGUAAAUUUAUGAAUGUUUAGUUUUCAGUAUUAGAUGAUGACACUACUAAAUGGUUCAAUUUUCAUGGCAUUUGUAAAAGUUUACUCUUAAUAUGGUU